Messenger RNA from Leptopilina heterotoma, 2484 nucleotides. RefSeq names its product NHL repeat-containing protein 2. Gene Ontology annotation, molecular function: protein binding. Lineage: Eukaryota; Metazoa; Arthropoda; Insecta; Hymenoptera; Figitidae. The coding region runs from base 315 to 2432 and encodes 705 amino acids. The transcript has 9 exons. The record is from RefSeq and is a predicted model, not a curated record.
CUCGAAUUUAUACUAUUUAAACAAAUCGAAUGUCAGAAAAGUAAGGAGAAGUGAAAAAUUAUUAAUUUUAAUGAUUUUAACCUUGUUUUAAAAAUAACAAAUUAACAGAGUAAAUAUAACAAUAAAUUUUCGAAAUAGUUGAUAAUAAAUAGUUUGAAAUGAAAAUUCUCACAUUGACGUUUUAUAUGGCAAUAAGACGCUUUCCACUAAUUUGGAAAAUUCAUGGAUAAUUCAUGAGAGUGUGUCAAAAUGGGUGGUAAAAAAAGAAGCGUUUACAUAAGUUUUAUGUUAGUGUUAUUUUAGUAUUUUUCUUUAUGAAUUCUUUUUAUUUUCGUAUGUUAUGUGGUUCUGGUGAAAAUAAGAAAAUGAGUGUUCAAGAUACAAUUGAGGACUUGACAGAGAUUUGCAUGAAUCUCCGUCAUAAUAUCAAAUCUCUGGAUCAAAAAGAAAAGGAAAAUAUUGUUUUAAAACAUAUCAAGGAGUUUGCCGACACUGAUAUACGAAUUUGUGACUUUCAAAAAGGUUUGGAAUGGUGCAAUGUCUCGGAGGAAUUAUCCGUUGUGAAACAUCUUGCUGGAAAAAUUACGAUUCUUGACUUUUUCACGUAUUGUUGCAUCAAUUGUAUGCACAUUCUACCUGAUUUGGAUGCCCUUGAGAAGAAAUAUUCAAUUGAAGAUGGACUUGCAGUUAUUGGAGUUCACAGCGCGAAAUUUGCUAACGAGAGGAACUCGGAGAAAAUUUUAUCAGCGGUGCAACGCUAUAACAUAGGACAUCCAGUGGUAAACGAUAGUCAAUUGUCCAUGUGGCGCGAUAUUGGAAUAUCUUGCUGGCCAAGUCUUGUUAUUUUAGGACCAAAAUCGCAGCCGCUAUUUGUUUUGGUUGGAGAAGGACACCGUGAAUUGUUAUUCCUCUACGUGCGAGUUGCACUUGAUUAUUUUAAUUCAUUAAAUCAAAUAUCAAAUCAUUCAUUGCCUUUAAAUUCCGUCCAGCAUUUAUUGCCAGCAUCCAGAGGAAAUUUGCUCUUUCCGGGCAAAAUACAUGCAUUUAAAAGCGAAAAUGGUGAAAAAUUAAUUGUCUCCGAUACGGGGAAUAAUCGAAUUUUAAUUAUGAACGGAACUGGAAAAGUGGAAAUUGUUAUUGGUGGCUGUGCGCCCGGUUUCGAAGAUGGUAAUUUUGAGAAAGCGAGAUUUAAUGCUCCUCAGGGAAUUUGUGCACUUGAAAAUUGGAUUUUCGUCGCUGAUAAUGAAAAUCACGCCGUACGAAAGAUAGAUUUAGUGGCAAAAACUGUUACCACUGUUGCUGGAAAUGGAACCCAAGGGCACGAUUAUUCGGGAGGAAAACUUGGAAGAGAUCAAGUUCUCUCUUCACCGUGGGACGUGGCAAUUUAUCAACAUAAACAAUCUGAGAGCGGUGUUCCUGUGCUACUGAUCGCUAUUGCUGGUACUCAUCAAAUUUGGGCCCUUUUUCUUCAGGACACAAUUUGGUGGAAGAAAAAGAAUUACAAAGCCGGAACAUGUGCGGCAAUUGUCGGAAGUGGAAGAGAAGAAAAUCGGAAUAAUUCCUAUCCACAUGCGGCAAAUUUAGCUCAACCAUCAGGUCUUGCAGUUUCACAAGAAUUAGGAGCUGUUUUCUUUGCUGACAGUGAAAGCAGUGCAAUUAGAAGAGUUCAUCUCGAGGAUGGAAAAGUCUCCGCCGUUUGUGGAGCUGAUAAAAAUCCGUCGAAUUUGCAUUGUUUUGGGGAUAUUGAUGGAAAACAGUAUUCAGCAAAAUUGCAGCAUCCACUUGGAGUCGCUUGGGAUUCAUCCCGAAAAUUGGUCUACAUUGCUGAUACGUAUAAUCAUAAAAUUAAAAAAGUAGAUCCAGAAGGGAAUUGCUCAACUUUAUUUGGAGCAGGAAAGCCAAGUUUCGAUCACAAGUUCAAUGAACCCAGUGGAUUGGCAUUAAAUAAUGCAGAAACAAUUCUUUACAUUGCCGACACUAAUAAUCACUGCAUUAAAUCAAUUGACAUCGAAACUGGAAAAAUCGACACUCUCACCAUUGUUUUGCCAGAGGAAAAAUAUGAAGCAGAUAGAAAAUUCGAAUUUGAAACGACAGUCGGUAGAAAUGCUGGACAAUUGACUAUUUCCUUUAAAUUGAUUUUCGAAUCAAAUUUAAAAUUAAACACCGAAGCUCCUCAGCGAUGGUCGCUGAAGGUGCCACCGACCUGGAGUGAAACGACAAAUUUAACCGGUAGUCUCGAAACUCCAAUUCACGUGCAAUAUUCCCCGGGUGAAGAAGAUGAGAAAAUACACAUUUUCCUCAAUAUUGUCGCAUGCAAAACGACUGAAUGCAUACCAAUGAAAAUUCUCACAGUAUUCAACGUACAUCGUGAUAAAAAUAAUUCGCCGAAUAAUUUGGAUAGAAAAAUUCACGAAAUUUUAUAUUUAAAGUAAGGAAUUUGUUUUUUUAAUCUUUUAAUUUGAAAUCAUGAACAAAGGAGAAGUU